CCCGGUUCAGAGGGAAUCACAACACUUGACUCAUCAGUGUCACUGAUCUCCUCUGCUGUACGGAUUCACUCCCUGACUGAGAGACACGCAGAGAGAGAAGCUCCUACAAACAGCAAAGAGUUGAAUUAAAGGAACCUAUUCCGGCGGAUUGGAUUGGAGACAUGACCAAAGAGACUGAGACUCUGGGACUGGUCCAUCAGAGCGAGAACUUCAUCUAUAACCGUUACAACAGCUACGCCAUGGACUCCUGGUCCUACCUGGAGAGCCCCGUCCUCGAGCAAACCGCCCCCAAACCCAGACUCCAACCGGGAGAAGACCUAACAGCCUUAACCCUGCUUUAUGAGCAGUGCAAGAACCACAAAGAUCAGAAGAUGGUUACCAGCAACCGCCUCGGCAACAUCUGCAAAACAGAGAGGAAUCAAACCAACGCCAAUGAGCUCGAUUCAUUGGAGGCGUCCGCCAACGUCCCCUUGAGUCAUUCCCAGGAGUUUUUGGGAUCCAAGCAGGACGCCUCGCUGGCUAUCCCUGCCACCGCCGCCUCAGACAGCUACGCCACCCUAACCAGCGUGGUGACAGACAAUUACGACAAGCAGGAGCUCAACAUUAUAUUUGAUUCCCUGUUGACCGGUCCAUUCCCCGAUCAUAGCACAGAGACUCUUCCCUACAGCGGAUCCUUCCCGGACGAACAAUCCAGCCCCGUCUACUCGGGCUCCUACGGCGGCUCCCCGCCACAGAGAUUCAGGAAUGAGUUCCAGUUUUCACUGGGAGCUCCCUUGGCUUCUUCCUGCAAGUCCAGUGAGCUGCCCAUGGUCUACCUGAACAAGGGCCAGUUCUACCCCAUCACCCUCCAGGGGGUCGACAGCCGGGCCUGCCACGCUGCCACUAAAGUCAAGACGGUGGUGAUGGCUCUGUUUGAGAACGACAAGAACCCAGAAAUGCAGCUCCGCUUCUGGAAUCACUGGCACGCUCGUCAGCCCACUGCCAAGCAGAGGGUUAUUGACAUCGCAGACUACAAAGAAGUUUUCAGCGGCAUCAGCAAUGUGGAGGAGUUGGCCUUCAACGCUCUUUCCUUCGUUUGGAACCCCAAUGAGGAGGCCAAGGUUUACAUCGGCAUUAACUCCCUAAGCACCGACUUUUCGUCCCAGAAGGGGGUUAAAGGCCUUCCUCUGAACCUGCAGAUUGACACGUACGACUUCAGCUCGGGAACCAACCAGCUCCUACACAGAGCCGCCUGCCAGGUCAAGAUCUUCUGCGAUAAGGGUGCUGAGAGGAAAAUGCGUGAUGAGGAGAGGAAGAGGAGCAAAAGGAGGACGAAGCCCGAUGCUAACGCCAACAAGUCUUCAGUGAGCAGCGACUGUACCUUCUUCCAAACCCUGGAUGAUCACAUCACCCAGCCAGUUCUGUUUAUCCCAGAAACACACCUCUCCAGCUUACAGCGCAUGGCUCCUCCCAUGGACGACAAUGAAAGGAGUUCUUUGAAGAGAUUAUAUCCAGACAGAGAACAAAUGAGCUCUCCACCUAGCAAACAGGGCCGCAGAGAAGACCCACAAAGAGUUCUGCUGUAUGUGAGGACGCACACCGACGAGGCUUUCGAUGCGCUCAUGCUCAGAACGCCAACACUGUCGGGCCUACGGGAAGCUGUUUCAGAAAAGUACGGUAUCCAGCUAGAGACCAUUGGCAAAAUCUACAAAAAGUGCAAGAGAGGGAUUUUCAUCAACAUGGACGACAACAUCAUCGAACAUUACACCAACCAGUCGGCCUUCCUCAUUGAGAUGUCCGAGCUCGUCAACGGGCAGUUCCAGGUCACCCUCAUUGAAGUAUGAGAGCGAGCGUCCAAUCAGCCGCCUGCUCCAUUGAAGAAUGUAACUACUCCCAGCUGGCAGUUUGGACCAUCUCUUAUAGCACUGCUCAGUCAAAGACAAUGUAAGCUUUAGACUGCCGAAACCAAUGAGAGAAGCUGAAGAGAGAACGCGUUUGUACAGCUUUCUGCCGGUGAUGUAGAUACUCCACGACUUUGUUAUUUGAAUUGUAACUCAACAGCAAUUAUGAUGAACAACCUGUACAUAGAUCAUGUAAAUAGAACUUAAUAUGAAAGUGUUUUAUGAACUAGCCAUGUGUGUGUGUGUCGAAAUCCAUUUUCCACAUAUUUCUAUGUAUUUCAAUUUUUUUUUUACAGAGCUCUGCAUAAGUUUUGUGUACAAUCCAUUUUUAGCAUUUUCAGAGGUUCCUAUUCUUGUUGCUUUUAAUGUAUCCGUCAUUUAUUCUAAAAAGGGCCUAUGUUGCGUUUCCUCACCCACGGCCUACUUUUGAUGUUUUUUCACUGCCAUGGAGUAUCUUCCUGCAGGAUCCUGUUAGUUUCACCACUAACCCCAAUGGUUUCAUUCAGAACCUAAAGUCAGACAUUUCCACCCGUAAAACCACACAAUAGUUAGUAUUGGCCAUAACUUAGCUUAGAGUUGUGGACAUUUCCUUCCACUACAGUGUAACCACAGAGUUAAAAAACAGUUCAAACCCGUCAGUCCCUGAGGCCCGCCAAAGGAUUUUCAUUUUAUGCGUGUGUGUGUGUGUGUGAGUGUGUAAAAAGUUGUAGAAUUAUUUUUCCCUUUUUACGUUACGCAUCAUUUCAAAACAAGCAUGUAUCCCUGUAAGAUUUCAUUAUUAUAUCAUGGCAAUUCUAGUUGUAUUAGUCCCAUCAUGCCUUUUUUCUAACAAAAUAAAGAAAAUGCAUAAUA
Gasterosteus aculeatus aculeatus (three-spined stickleback) is the source of this 2732-nucleotide messenger RNA. RefSeq names its product grainyhead-like transcription factor 3 (gene grhl3). Gene Ontology annotation, cellular component: nucleus. The record is from RefSeq and is a predicted model, not a curated record. NCBI's taxonomy places the organism in Eukaryota, Metazoa, Chordata, Actinopteri, Perciformes, Gasterosteidae. Gene Ontology annotation, molecular function: DNA-binding transcription activator activity, RNA polymerase II-specific; RNA polymerase II cis-regulatory region sequence-specific DNA binding. Gene Ontology annotation, biological process: regulation of transcription by RNA polymerase II.